CAGCGGGCACGGGCGGGGCACGGCGGCCACGGGCGGGGCACGGAGCGGCCACACCGGCGGGCAGCGGCGGCGGCCGCGCCCCGCAGGCGGCGGCGGAACGGAGCCGGGCGCGGCCGAACGGGCACAGCCGAGGUUGUAAAUCGUGCCCAAGCCGAGCGCUGAGAGCAGCCACUGGAAGCAGCCGCGGUGACCGGCGGUCAUGACAACGGAGACAGGCCCCGGCUCUGAGGUGAGGAACGCGCAGGAAGAGGCUCCGCAGCAGCAGCUGGGGGCGGCCGCCCAGGGCCCCACGGCCGCGCCCAGCCCCGCCGGCCGCGACACCGACCCCAAUGAGAAGCUCGGGGCACAGCCCGACACCCGAAACAUGGAGCCGGGCACAGACAUGGAGGACAAGGACUACAGUGAGACCGAUGGACUGUCUGACAAAACAACUCCAAGCAAGACCCAGAAGUCACCCCAGAAAACCACCAAGAAAGUGAAGAGUGCCCUGUGCAGGGUGACCCUGCUCGAUGCGUCCGAGUAUGAGUGCGAGGUGGAGAAACACGCCCGAGGCCAGGUGCUCUUUGACAUGGUGUGCGAGCACCUCAACCUCCUGGAGAAAGACUACUUCGGCCUCACCUUCUGUGAUUCAGACAGCCAGAAGAACUGGCUGGAUCCUUCCAAGGAGAUCAAGAAGCAGAUCCGCAGUGGGCCCUGGAACUUCGCCUUCACUGUGAAGUUCUAUCCUCCAGACCCUGCCCAGCUCACAGAGGACAUCACCAGAUACUACCUGUGCCUGCAGCUCCGUGCCGACAUCAUCACGGGGCGCCUGCCCUGCUCCUUCGUCACCCAUGCCCUGCUGGGCUCCUACGCUGUCCAGGCUGAGCUGGGUGACCACGACACCGAGGAGCACGUGGGCAACUACGUGAGCGAGCUGCGCUUCGCCCCCAACCAGACGCGGGAGCUGGAGGAGCGCAUCAUGGAGCUGCACAAGACCUACCGGGGAAUGACCCCUGGGGAAGCAGAGAUCCACUUCCUGGAGAACGCCAAGAAGCUCUCCAUGUACGGGGUGGACCUGCACCACGCCAAGGACUCCGAGGGCAUUGACAUCAUGCUGGGUGUCUGCGCCAAUGGCCUCCUCAUCUACAGGGACCGGCUGCGCAUCAACCGCUUCGCCUGGCCCAAGAUCCUGAAAAUUUCCUACAAGAGGAGCAACUUCUACAUCAAGAUCCGCCCGGGGGAGUAUGAACAGUUUGAGAGCACCAUUGGCUUCAAGCUGCCCAACCACCGCUCAGCCAAGAGGCUCUGGAAGGUCUGCAUAGAGCAUCACACCUUCUUCAGGCUGGUGUCCCCAGAGCCACCCCCCAAGGGUUUCCUGGUGAUGGGCUCCAAGUUUCGGUACAGCGGGCGCACGCAGGCGCAGACGCGCCAGGCCAGCGCCCUCAUCGACCGCCCCGCGCCCUUCUUCGAGCGCUCCUCCAGCAAACGCUACACCAUGUCCCGCAGCCUGGACGGAGAGUUCUCGCGCCCAGCCUCCGUCAGCGAGAACCACGAUGCCGGGCCUGAGGGUGAGAAGCAGGAUGAGGACGGUGAGUUUGGCAUCAGGAGACGCUCUGAGACAGAGGAUGAGGAGGUGACCACCCCGACGAAGAUCAAGGAGCUGAAGUUUUUAGACAAGCCAGAGGAUGUUUUGCUGAAGCAUCAGGCCAGCAUCAAUGAGCUGAAGCGAACCCUGAAGGAGCCCAACAGCAAACUGGUUCACAGGGACCGGGACAGGAGGCUGCCUUCCUCACCAGCCUCUUCCUCUCCCAAGCACGAGGAUGAAACACCAAAGGGAACCCCUGAAAAGGCCACUGAGGGCUCGGAGCACUGGGUAUUUAUAGAGAGAGAAGCCCCUAGGCUGGAAGCUGUAGCUCUGAGGAAAACUCUGAGAGCCAAGACGGAAGAAACACGUGCAGGGACCUCGGAGGGGAACACAAGUGGGAGCCUGACGAAAGUGGAGGUGACAGUAGGGAAAGCCAAGGACAUGGCAGGCCAGGAAGAGCCUGUGGCUGCAGCCUUGGAGACGAGGAAGAGAGCCAAAAUGAUUGCUAGUCCUGAGGAUUUUGAGUCUGUGUGGGAGGAUGAGCUCUGUGAGAAGGAAAGCAGGGGUGAGUCCAGCCCGGGAGUGGCACCUCUGCCCGCCGAGAGCGUGGAGAGGGAGCCCCAAGAGCCGGGCAAAGGUGCAGCCACCAGGGAGCCAGGGCCCUGUCAGCAGCAUGAAGAGAGGCAAAGGACCAAGAUUUUGGAGCCAGAGCCUCCCCAAGGAGAAGGUGAGGUGCUCUCCAAGGAACGUGCUUCUUCAGCCUUCAGGAAGCAGGAGGCCAGAGUGCCAGCCACAGCCCCAGAACUCCUGAAAAUUAAAGUGAAGGCUGGCGACGACAGCUCGGAGACUUCUGCAACUCAGAGGAUCAUCUACUUAGGAGAUCCAGAGGGGGAGGAGAAGGACAGUAAAAUGCACCUGGUCUUGGACACUGGUGGGUGGCUUGGCUUGGACGAGAGACCAGAAGCCCAAGUAAACACAUCCGGGGGGAGAUCCGAGCACGUGGCACCCGUGGCAGAAGGGUUCCAACCCCUCUCCUCAGCAAGUCACCAACACAGGACAGAGUCUGGAAAACCCACUGGAGCACCAGAGCUGCCUGGGAUGGGCUGUGAUGGGACCAGCCUGGGGGGACGUCCCCUCUCAGGGUGGGAAGAGCUGUCCCUGCAGCCAGAGAAAGCAGCUGGUGCCGGGGUGCCUGGAGGAGCACCCAUGGGAAGUGAAGCCCUGCUGUGUUCCCAGGAGGUGGAACCAGAGGAGACAGAGCUGCAGAGCUCAGUGGGAGGCUUGAAGCCGUGUGGCCUGGCAGGGGAUGGCCCUAGGGCUGAGGAGCACAGAGGGAGCCCAGCACAGUCCCCAGACAUCAGCCCAGCACUGGAGGGGCUCUCGGGAAGGGUUGGAGCAGACAGUGACAGGGAGGAAAGUGCCAGAGUGGUUCUUCAGAUGGAAGAGAUAGAGCCCAAGUCACCUCCAUCAUCAGCUAGUCCUCAGCAGGGCCACACUCACACCAUGGGGCUGGAGGGGCACAAACCCAGUGCUCCUGUCCCUCCACCCCUUCCCCAGAAACCCAGCCCAGUCCCUGCAGAGCCUGCAGGCACGGAGCCUCAGGGCACAGACCUGUCCCUGGGCACCAGCCCUGCCAGAGGGGUGGCCAUGCCUGAGGGUGUGAGCCCCUCCAUGGAGGUGGCACUACCCAUGGGCACCGACCCUGAAGUUGAAGAACAAUCCCAAAAUGUGGAAUUUGCCUCAUGGAAACCCCAUCAGGGGACAAGUCCUGUUACCGGAGAAUCACCCCAAAACACAGACACUGCAGCAAAGUUGAUCCAGGUUAAAGACCUGGCCACAAGGGAGGUGGUCCAGGACAUGGACACAGCACAGAACAGCAUCCCUGCCACUGAAGAGCCACUGCAGGAGGAGAAGCCCAUGAUCAAGGAGCUCUUCCAGGGCUCAGGGUCAAGGAAGCUGACCGGAGAUGAAGGCUCUGGGAUGGAAGAACUGUCCCAUGACAAAAGCCUUGGCAUGGCUGAGCUGCCCCGCAAGGGAGAAGAAGCAGAACACCAGACUGAGACAAUCCUGAGAGACUUGCCUCUCCACACUGCAGAUCCCAAAGCGCAAGAGCCACACUGGAACUCGGAGUUCAGUGUGGGACAAGAUCUGCAGGGUGGGAGCUGGACAGUCCCAGAAAUCACCAGGGACAGUGACCUGGCUCUGGGGCAGCCACCACAGGAUGAGUCUCCUCCCAGAGCAGCUGCUGAUGUCCCACACUCCCAGUCCUUGGAAGCAGGACUGUGCCAAGGAAGCGAGGUAUCCCAGCUCCCUGCGCUAGUGAAUGAAGAUGGGGCGGGGCAGUCAAGUGGUGGGACACAUCCAGCAGAGCCUGGGGUCUCAGUGUGCAUGGCUGGGCUGGCAGGAGCUGUUCCCCAGGAACACGGGGAUGCUACUGUGGCCCUAGGAAACCAGCAGGACAGCAAGAGCUUCAGGGAUACCUCCGUGGCCUCCAAGAUCAAGAUGUUUGAGCAAGGCGAAGUGGAGCAAAGGGUGGUCCAGGAGGGACAGGAGCCUGAAGCUGAGACAUCGCUGACAGCAACGGAGACAAAUCUGGCACGGAACGCGCCUUUGAGCACCGUCCCCGCCUCACCCCCUGCAGUGGGACCUGUGUCCAGUGUGGGCUCCUUGGCCCUUGGGCAAGGGGCUGGUUCAGGAGACACCUCCCAGCCUCGCUCCCUGAAGGAACAUGUCUCUGCUGACCCUGAGCAUGAAGAAGACAGUGCCGACCUGGCCUCGCCUGACUCUGGCUGCGAGCUCACCCUGGCUGAAGCCGUGAGCAAAUCUCAGGAACCAAGUGGGGAAGAAAAGGAUUUAUGUGACCCAUCAGUAAAAUCCAGCCUGAAAGAAGAGAAUGUAAAGGCUGCUGUUCCAGUGGUCUCACAGAGAGCGGGCGUGAGGGAGGGCCCUGAGGAGAGGGUGAAACCGCCCCGGCACAGGGCCCCUGAGAGCGACACCGGCGACGAGGAGCCCGACCAGGAGAAGGACUCGGUCUUCCUGAAGGACAACCACCUGGCCAUCGAGCGCAAGUGCUCCAGCAUCACGGUCAGCUCCACCUCCAGCCUGGAAGCGGAGGUGGACUUCACUGUCAUCGGGGACUUCCACGGCACAGCCUUUGAGGACAUCUCCCGGAGCCUGCCCGAGCUGGACAAGGACAAGAGCGAAACGGAAGAUGAAGGCCUGGCGUCCUUCCAGCACACUGACAAAGUAGUUUCCGGACUGGAAGAGGAUGUCAAAGGCAGGGAUAAGGUCUCCCAGCCCAGCCCAGAUGUCUCCCAGCCAGAGCCUUCAGCCCCAAAAGCGGAUGCUGUGACUGUGAAGAAGCCCGAAGCAGAAGGCUCCACUCCCCAUCGGGUCAGCACCACAGACACAGCCCAGGUGGAUGGAGGCACCCCAGGCAGCAGGGACACCACCACCACUGCCCAGGUUGGCACCACAGAGACAGCACUGGUGACCUCAGAUCACGGCACCAAGGCUGGCAAAGGGGCCGCUCCCAGCACAGACCUUCGCUCCCUGUCACCGAUCUCCGGCGGCUCCGCUGGGAAGGAGGUGCUCACCAGCAUAUUCAGCGCCACCGCGGAAACGCUCUCCACUUCCACCACCACCCAUGUUACCAAGACUGUGAAAGGGGGGUUCUCCGAGACCCGGAUAGAGAAGCGCAUCAUCAUCACGGGAGAUGAAGAUGUGGACCAGGACCAGGCACUGGCUUUAGCAAUCAAAGAGGCAAAACUCCAGCAUCCUGACAUGCUGGUAACCAAAGCUGUGGUGUACAGAGAAACAGAGCCCUCUCCAGAGGAAAGGGACAAGAAACCUCAGGAAUCUUGACCAACAUGUUCCUGGAAGUCAACAUCUAUAUUCCAACCUGGAGAACAGGGGAGAAGGAGCCUUCAUGCUGGAUUUCUCAGCAAGACAUAGACAUCCUGGCUGCAAUGUUCAUGGCAAGAGACAAAAAUUUUUAAAAAAGGAAUAGCAAAUAUAUUAUAUAUAUAUAUACAUACAUACAUAUAUAUAUAUAUAUAUAAAAACAGGAAACAAAAUGCAUCCUUGCACUGCUGCUAUAUGCUGGAAUUGAAUAGCAAACAACACCACCAAUAAACAAAGCCAACCCUCUGCAGAUAAAUUGAAGAAUUUCCUGGAUUGGUGAUCAAAUCAGAUUUAAAAAGUCAUAAUAAUAACAAUAAUCUUGGUAACAAUACAAUACGCCACCAUCUUGCAUGUUACAUGAAAGGACACACAAUCAUGAGUUCAUUUGUUGCACACUGAAUGGAAAGGAAAAUUGCUUUGCAACAAAGCAAGUAAGCAAACUGAAGUAAAAUACCACAAGCAGAAGCAAAACCAUUCCCCACCUCUGGAAAGAAGAGAGAAAAACAUUCAAGUUAUGACCAUAGAGUUAUUUUCCAAUUCACAAGUGUCGUUUCGCCCUUCUCCUCAUUCCAUGCUGGUUUUUUGCAUUUUUUGGGGGUUCUGUUGACUCUUCCCCUUCCCUUCCUUAUCUUCUCUGUGCACUUGUCCAACCUCUUGUUCUCUGAAGGUAUUUAGGAAUGGGUUUCAUUUCAAACAAAGCAAAUGAUAUGUACAUGGUUUCUCAUCUCUAAUGAGCAGCCUGUGGGGUUUCAUAUGGAUGUGCAUUUCAGUUCUGUAUAUUAUUCUAUAUAACGGAGGGGGAGGGAGGGAACAAUGCUGAAAUAAUUCAACAGUGCUGGUACAGACAAUGCCAGCAUUUUAAGAUCAUUAACUCUUGGAUUGACUGUGGUUGGUGUACUUGGAGACUCGUAGAUCACACAUGGGACUUUGAGUCCUGCAAGAAGGGAACGGGAAGGGUUUUGGCUGCUGCUGGUUGGGGGGGCAGGGGAAAGGGCAAGGGACGGGAAUGUCCUGCCAGCUGAUCUGCAGUGUGUGGUGGUGAGCUUUGGAGGGGCAUGGAAGGCUCCAGCUCCACCAGCUGUAGGCAGGAUGGGCUCCCAGCCCCCCGAGCCACGGGAUCAGCGGGGAGCGAGGUGGGGCCGAGGGCUCGGGGUCCCCUGCAGCCUGCAGAGCCGUGCCGGUGGGUGGGGUGGGUUUGCUUUGUUUCUGGAUCCCAGUAAUGGAGGUACUUGAGUUUUGUACUAGGGUCAAAGGCAGAGGGGGUGUUUGUGCCCUGCCUCCCCCACUACCAGGGGUGUGAUGGCAAAGAGCUGGGGACAGCGCUGGCAGGGCCAUGGCAGUGCUCCCCUGACCUGCCUAGGGAUGGGCAGCGGAGGGACCGUGCUGUGUCCAUCCCUGCAGAGUGUCCCCAGCAUCCCAGGCUGGGUGGGAGAGACCAGGAGGUGUCGGUGGAGCUGCUCCCAGCUCAGCCUUCAGCCGCAGGCUCCUCCAGGGCUGCCUUUGGAAGGGGAUCGUGGGCCAAGCCCAGGGCCCCGUACACUGUGAACCAGGCAGUUCGGGUAGGCUCGGAACCAAAACCAGAAAGGAAAGAAAUGGGUUUCCUUCUUGGAAUUGUCUUUAGCUCCUGCAGAAACUGAAGGGCCCAUGAUUCUGCACCAUUUUGCCUUUAGUCUCCCACCCCUCACACAGACUGUGCCCAGGACCAGGUGUGUUCUGCCAGGCCUUGCCAGGGCUCGCAGGAUGCCCGAGCAGGAGCGCCUGCGCCAUGAGGAUGCCGUGGGCAGAUCCUGCUCCCACCUUCACUGUCCCAGGAGGGAGCUGCUCCCUGGCAGCUGCUCACCAGCUGCUCACCAGGGUCUGUUCUCCUGGCAGAGAGGUUUCUGCUGCAGGUGUGGAAGGCAAGAGCACAGGGGCUGCUGCCGGUGCCAGUGCCCAUCCUCAGCUUCCAGCCAUGCACCUUCAGAGAGCACAGCCCCAGCCUAAGAGCAGUUCAGGCAGUCUCUAAGAGGCUCCUUUUCUCUCGUUUGUUUUCACAAUGCACCCAAGCCAGCUGUGCCCAGCAGUGGCACUGCCAGGGGUGGUGAGGUCCAGGGUCUGCCUGCCGUGCUGGCAUUCACCAGCACAUGGCACAGUUCAGGGUGGGGGGACCCCACCUGGCUUGGGCACCUCCACAGCCCACCCGAGGCCACUGUGACCCUCCAGAGUUGCUUUUGGCGUUGUACACAGUCUGGGAAGCGAAGGUUCCCGUGGGAUUGAGCAGCCUUACAGAGUUGGGCUCCCUGUGUGCUUGGGCUGUGUGAGUUCCACUGGCAGUGAGCAGCCCCUGGCUCCCGCAGUGUGUCCAUGGGUGGCAGCGUUGGAAACAUUUUUUUUUCUUAAAAAAAUAAAAAGAGGAAAAAAAAUAAAAAGGAAAGAAAAAUGCUCACUGCUUGUUCUCCUGGUGAGGUGUGGCUUUCUGCUGCUCAGCCCCAGCCUGCCCAUCACAGUGCUCCGUUUCAGAUAGCUGGCCACUGCUUCUUUUCUUCCAGGGGCCUUUUCUGUGGAAAGGGGUGGGAGACAUGAGUGCCUGUUUUUACCCAAUCCCACAAAUUCAUUCUGAACUUGGCCUGCAAUUGCAUGAAUAAUAAUAACAGUAACAAUAAUAAUAAUAAUAAUAAUUAUAAUAAUAGUAUUUAUUUUUAUUUGAGAAGCACCUUACCAACCAACUGCAACGCUCUGUUGUUCCUUCACUAACUCUCCUUUUCUCUUCCCUUGUUCUCCCUCUCCCCCUUUGGUCAUACUCCUUUUCAGUGCUCGGUGGUGUAUGCGUGUGUGCUCACUGUUCUUGUAUUCAAUAAAAGUGAAAUAAAUGUGUUUGAUGCUAAAUCA
Poecile atricapillus (Black-capped chickadee) is the source of this 8335-nucleotide messenger RNA. RefSeq names its product erythrocyte membrane protein band 4.1 like 1 (gene EPB41L1). Gene Ontology annotation, cellular component: plasma membrane; cytoskeleton. Lineage: Eukaryota; Metazoa; Chordata; Aves; Passeriformes; Paridae. Gene Ontology annotation, biological process: cortical actin cytoskeleton organization. Gene Ontology annotation, molecular function: actin binding; structural molecule activity. The transcript has 24 exons. Bases 200 to 5428 code for a protein of 1742 amino acids. The record is from RefSeq and is a predicted model, not a curated record.